CGGGCCCGGCGUCGCGUCAGGGCUGGCCGGCGGCGGAGGCGGCGGCGGCGGAGAUGGCAGCGGACCCUGAGCGGGUUUGAGGGCUCAGACCCAGCUCGCUCCCGCGCAACCUCGGGCCGACUCGGUGCUGCGGCCCCAGCUCGCUCCGCUCCUGCUCCUGCUCCCUCCUCAGCCGCUGCCUGGGCGGAGGCGGAGGCAGAGGCUCGGGCUGGCUGCCCUGCUCGUGCCCCGGCUCGGCCCCGGACUGCCCGGCUGCUGUGCGGAGAGGAGGCCGAGUCGGUAGUAGAAAGAGAAUACUGAAGAAUAGGAUCUCAAGAUGAGUAAAAAGCCCCCAAAUCGCCCUGGAAUCACUUUUGAGAUUGGUGCUCGUUUGGAGGCACUGGACUACUUACAAAAAUGGUAUCCGUCUCGAAUUGAAAAAAUUGACUAUGAGGAGGGCAAGAUGCUGGUCCAUUUUGAGCGCUGGAGUCAUCGUUAUGAUGAAUGGAUUUACUGGGAUAGUAAUAGAUUGCGACCCCUUGAGAGACCUGCACUAAGAAAAGAAGGGCUAAAAGAUGAAGAAGAUUUCUUUGAUUUUAAAGCUGGAGAAGAAGUUCUGGCUCGUUGGACAGACUGUCGCUAUUACCCUGCCAAGAUUGAAGCAAUUAACAAAGAAGGAACAUUUACAGUUCAGUUUUAUGAUGGAGUAAUUCGUUGUUUAAAAAGAAUGCACAUUAAAGCCAUGCCCGAGGAUGCUAAGGGGCAGGUGAAAUCCCAGCAUCCACUAAGCUGGUGUUGUCCUAUCGACCCAGCUGGAUCGUGUAACCAGUCUAUGGGAAGUGAGGAUUGGAUAGCUUUAGUCAAAGCAGCUGCUGCAGCUGCAGCCAAGAAUAAAACAGGGAGUAAACCUCGAACCAGCGCUAACAGCAAUAAAGAUAAAGAUGAAAGAAAAUGGUUUAAAGUACCUUCAAAGAAGGAAGAAACUUCAACUUGUAUAGCCACACCAGAAGUUGAGAAGAAGGAAGAUCUGCCUACAUCUAGUGAAACAUUUGGACUUCAUGUAGAGAACGUUCCAAAGAUGGUCUUUCCACAGCCAGAGAGCACAUUGUCAAACAAGAGGAAAAAUAAUCAAGGCAACUCAUUUCAGGCAAAGAGAGCUCGACUUAACAAGAUUACUGGUUUGUUGGCAUCCAAAGCUGUUGGGGUGGAUGGUGCUGAAAAAAAGGAAGACUACAAUGAAACAGCUCCAAUGCUGGAGCAGGCGAUUUCACCUAAACCUCAAAGUCAGAAAAAAAAUGAAGCUGACAUUAGCAGUUCUGCCAACACUCAGAAACCUGCACUGUUAUCCUCAACUUUGUCUUCAGGGAAGGCUCGCAGCAAGAAAUGCAAACAUGAAUCUGGAGAUUCUUCUGGGUGUAUAAAACCCCCUAAAUCACCACUUUCCCCAGAAUUAAUACAAAUCGAGGAUUUGACGCUUGUAUCUCAGCUUUCUUCUUCAGUGAUAAAUAAAACUAGUUCUCCACAGCCUGUGAAUCCCCCUAGACCUUUCAAGCAUAGCGAGCGGAGAAGAAGAUCUCAGCGUUUAGCCACCUUACCCAUGCCUGAUGAUUCUGUAGAAAAGGUUUCUUCUCCCUCUCCAGCCACUGAUGGGAAAGUAUUCUCCAUCAGUUCUCAAAAUCAGCAAGAGUCUUCAGUACCAGAGGUGCCUGAUGUUUCCCAUUUGCCACUUGAGAAGCUGGGACCCUGUCUCCCUCUUGACUUAAGUCGUGGUUCGGAAGUUACAGCACCACUAGCUCCAGAUUCCUCUUAUCAUAAUGAAUGUUCCAGGGCAGAAAAGGAAGAUGCACAGAUGAUUACAAAUCCUCCUUCCAAAGCAACAACUGAUGGAAGAGGAGCUCCAACAACAGGAAUAUCGAAAACAGAAAAAAAAGUGAAAUUGGAAGAAAAAAACUCAACAGCAUUUGGUAAGAGAAAAGAAAAGGACAAGGAAAGAAAAGAGAAGAGAGACAAAGAUCACUACAAACCGAAACAGAAGAAGAAGAAAAAAAAGAAAAAGAAAUCUAAACAGCAUGACUAUUCAGACUAUGAAGACAGUUCCCUAGAAUUUUUGGAAAGGUGCUCUUCCCCACUAACUCGAUCUUCUGGGAGUUCUCUGGCUUCGCGAAGCAUGUUUACGGAGAAAACUACAAGCUAUCAAUACCCAAGGGCGAUUCUGUCUGUUGAUCUUAGUGGUGAAAACUUAUCAGAUGUGGAAUUCCUCGAUGAUUCUUCAACAGAGAGUUUGCUUCUGAGUGGGGAUGAAUACAAUCAGGACUUUGAUUCAACCAAUUUUGAGGAAUCUCAGGAUGAAGAUGAUGCUCUUAAUGAAAUUGUGCGAUGUAUUUGUGAAAUGGAUGAGGAAAAUGGCUUCAUGAUUCAGUGUGAAGAGUGCCUGUGCUGGCAGCACAGCGUGUGCAUGGGGCUGCUGGAGGAGAGCAUUCCAGAACAGUACAUCUGCUACAUCUGCCGGGACCCACCAGGUCAGAGGUGGAGUGCAAAAUAUCGUUAUGAUAAGGAUUGGUUGAAUAAUGGGAGAAUGUGCGGGUUAUCAUUUUUAAAAGAAAAUUAUUCUCAUCUCAAUGCCAAAAAGAUAGUUUCCACACACCAUCUGCUUGCUGAUGUCUAUGGUGUUACAGAAGUACUACACGGGUUACAGCUGAAGAUCGGAAUACUAAAGAAUAAACAUCAUCCUGACCUUCAUCUCUGGGCUUGUUCUGGGAAGCGAAAAGACCAAGAUCAAGUAAUAGCUGGGGUAGAGAAAAAAAUAACACUGCAAGACACAGUUAAUCUAGAAGAAAAGAAAUAUGUACAGAACAACCGUAAAGAACCACUUCGUUUGCCCCUAAAAACGGAAGGAACUUAUAUAACAAGUGAGCACAGCUAUCAAAAGCCACAAAAUUUUGGUCAGGACUGCAAAUCUCUCGCAGACCCUGGGAGCUCAGACGAUGAUGAUGUUAGUAGUUUUGAAGAAGAUCAGGAAUUCCAAAUGGGAGAUAAAAAUCGUUUACAAUACUCAGCAAAAGAACAUGGAAUGCCUGAAAAGAAUCCACCUGAAGGGAAUACAGUAUUUGUUUAUAAUGAUAAAAAGGGCACUGAAGACCCGGGAGACUCACAUCUUCAGUGGCAGCUCAAUCUCCUCACACACAUAGAAAAUGUGCAGAAUGAAGUUACCAGCAGGAUGGACCUAAUAGAAAAAGAAGUUGAUGUUCUGGAAAGCUGGCUUGAUUUCACAGGAGAGUUGGAACCACCAGAUCCUCUUGCAAGACUGCCCCAACUUAAACGCCACAUAAAACAACUUCUGAUUGACAUGGGCAAAGUACAACAGAUAGCAACUCUUUGCUCUGUAUGACAACAGUGGACACUUAAUGCAAAGAACGUGGCUUUCUUCAGUCAAGUCGUUUUUAUUAUCCACGUGACUGCUAAGUGGAUAAUUAAAAAGCUUAGUAAUGUCUGGUCAUUUACUGAUUUAUGACAUCAGUAGGAUGGCACCUUGGAAGGGAAAAUGAAGAACAACUUUAUCAAAGAAGCUAAUAUUUAAAAAAAAUUUGUGAGCAAGUUGCAGAUGAUAAUGUGUUAUAUGCCAAGGAUCAAUGAAGUAGAAUAUAAUCUAUACUAAGGGAAUUGAAUUGGCAGAAUUUUUGAAUAGUUGCUUACAUGAAGCUCAAGACACCUGUAGAAAGAAAUAUGGUGUAUUUAUAUAAUUUUUAGUAGAAAGAGCCAUGUUUAUAAACCAGCAUUUGGCCAAAAACAAAAUUGUAAAGGCAAUUUAAAUUCCUGAGCAUUCUACAGGGUUGCUCUAAGAACUGUCUUCUCAGCAGUUAAUCCAGCUGCACAGAAAUUUAGGGUUUUAUAGAAAUUUAAACUUUUAUAGGAUCAUGAGCUGUUUCUUGGGUGAUGAAUGUCCUUAAUCAGAAAACUGACAGUAGAAGUCUCACUUCUGGGGAAAACAAUUGUGGAAUUCUUACUUCAUUAUGAAUGUAUUUAAAAACAAACACCAAAUAAUUGGAAUAUAUUGCAGGCAUUAAGCUCAUUAAAAACAAACUGGCUUGCAGAAGGAAGGGUCUGAUGUGCCAAAUGAUAAUGAUACUGCUGGAAAGAGGAUUUUAAAUAUUAUGGGGAGUUCUCCCACCCCAAGUCUUACAUAAUGCCAUCAGUCCAUCUGAAACCUGUAUAUCACAUAUGUUAUAUAUAUCUCAUAUAUAUUGAAUGGCAGUAUUCAGGCUUCAACCUACAGUUUGAUCCUGAGUAUGCUUGAUGUUUGCCUUCAGAAAAAAAAAAAUUGUAAAUAACCUCAGCUGGGAUGAGGAGUGACAAAAAUAUGAAAAUGAUUGUGGCUAUGGAUUUUUUUAACUGCUAGUAGUGGAAUACUGGAAAAGCUUCAUUUCUGAAGAUGAAUUUUAUUUUUAAAAAAUAACGCGCGCACUCAAAACUUUUAGCUUUGAUCACAAAUGGACAAAUUUCUGAAACCAAAGGCAACUAAGUUGCUGUACUAGCUCUUGCUGGAUUUUGAGCCUAGGUCCUACUGUCUGUCAGUGCUCACGUGAGUGGUAUGCGCCCCAGUGCUGCCUACGCAGGUAUGCGUCAGUGUGUAUGCUUGUUUUAAACAAACACUCAACGUACACAUGUACAUAACCUACACAUAUUUAUAUCACACAUAUCUAGUUUUAUUACUAUAGUCUAUACGAAUUGGUGGUUAACAUGAGAUGUUACCUUUUAACAGACUGUUUUUAAAAAUUAAAAAUGUAUGUACAGGUUUUGAAAUUUUUUUAAAAAGGGGGAAAAAGACUGUUAAGAGGAGGCUAUUUGAUGACAUAUAACACUUGAAUAUUUUAUGCCUCAUUCUGUUUAUCAGUUCUAGAGAUCUGUAUAAAUGCAUUUUAGAACUGAUAGACAGUUAACUUGAAUUUAUCUUUGAUAAAAAUACAUGCCACUGUACAUUCAGAUAUUAUUUAAAUUUGCAGACACAUUGUUCUAUAUGUAAGGGUACUGUAUGUAAAACUCCUUAUUAAAACUAUUCCACAUAUCUUAAAAUUUCAGCUUGCCUUUUUGCGGCCUUAUAUUUUCAUGUAAAGUUAAAAGAAUGUGCAAAACAGUCAAAUUUUUAUUGCCUUUUGAGAUUUUCCAAUUUGACAAAUGUGCCAAAGAUCAGCAGACAUAAAAUAUAGUCCUGUGUAUUUACAUGUGAUACUUUAACUGUGUGAAAGAUUUCACUGAUAAAUGAAAAGCUUUAGCAGAGGUGAUAUUGUGGGCUAGUUGCUUAAAUUUGCAUAUUAAAGUAAAAAUAAUAGUGCCUGUA
Molecule: messenger RNA, 5314 nt
Organism: Microcebus murinus (gray mouse lemur)
Lineage: Eukaryota; Metazoa; Chordata; Mammalia; Primates; Cheirogaleidae
Gene: PHF20L1
Product: PHD finger protein 20 like 1
Biological process (GO): regulation of transcription by RNA polymerase II
Cellular component (GO): NSL complex
Source: RefSeq, a predicted model, not a curated record